CUGUUUCUAUCGGCUUCUCUUCAAAUCUGUCCUGCACUUGAUACAUCCCCGGGAUUUAUAUUGUCAGCUUUUAGCUGUGGGAGAUCUGAAUGCAUUUUAAUACUGACUUCCUUUGACAGGCUUAUCACGAUCCUAUGCUGAAACUCUCCAUCAUGUCCGAGGAGGAACUCACCCACAUAUUUGGGGACUUGGAUUCUUAUAUUCCUCUGCAUGAAGACUUGUUGGCAAGUUUAGGAGAAGCAACGAAACCAGAUGGAACAGUGGAGCAGAUUGGGCCCAUUCUCGUGAAAUGGUUACCAAGACUCCAUGCCUACAAAGGUUACUGUAGCAAUCAGCUGGCAGCCAAAGCACUUCUGGAUCAGAAGAAGCAGGACCGGAGAGUGCAGGACUUCCUUCAGCGCUGCCUCGAGUCUCCUUUCAGCCGCAAGCUGGACCUUUGGAGCUUUUUGGACAUUCCUCGAAGUCGGCUGGUCAAAUACCCGCUGCUCCUGAAAGAGAUCCUGAGGCACACUCCCAAAGACCAUCCUGAUAUCCAGAUCCUGGAAGAAGCCAUAUCUAUAAUCCAAGGUGUCCUCUCUGACAUCAACUUGAAGAAGGGGGAGUCAGAGUGCCAGUACUACAUUGACAAGCUGGAAUACCUGGAUGAGAAGCAGAAGGACCCGAGGAUUGAAGGAAGCAAAGCUUUACUGUGCCACGGGGAGCUGAAGAAUAAAAAUGGGCAUAAACUCUACGUCUUCCUUUUCCAAGACAUCCUGGUUUUGACCCGGCCAGUCACUCGCAACGAGCGUCAGUCCUACCAAGUGUACCGGCAGCCGAUCCCUGUCCAGGAGCUGCUCCUCGAAGACCUGCAGGACGGCGAUGUGAAAAUGGGAGGAUCCUUCCGAGGAGCUUUUGGCAAUUCGGAUAAAGCUAAAAAUAUCUUCCGAGUUCGUUUCCAAGACCCCUCCCCGGGCCAGUCCCACACGCUGCAGGCCAACGACAUCUUCCACAAGCAGCAGUGGGUCAACUGCAUCCGAACCGCCAUCGCCCCCUUCCAGCGGACUGCAGCCGCCGCGGAGCUGCCGGAGCUGCCGGAGCUCAGCGAAGAGUCGGAGGAGAACAACCCCUCCGCGCCCAACGUCAAAGCCCAGAGGAGGCAGUCCGCCAUGUCCGGCGUAACGGAGAUGGAGCUGGACGAGAGCACGGCCGAGUGCGGCUCCGUCCUGGACUCGGAGGAAGCCAAGGGCGUGAAAACGCACAGAACGCUCGCGGGGCACAGGAAAACGAGGGAGAAGCAGCUGAGCAGCAAGCGGAAAGAAACGCUGGUGUAAAGAGGAGCCCGGUGACACCACGGCGGAAGACUGUUUAUUUAUAAAUAACGUGUACAUUUUUCUUGUCAUGUGAGCAUGAUUGGAUUUGCUCUUCUGAACAGAAGUGUCUUUUUUUUUUUAUGUUGUAAUGGCAGCUACUGGUAUACAGUUAACACUGUUGAACUGGAGUCUGUUUUUCCUAAAGCAACCACUUUGACCCUGUUUUUAUGCUCUUAGUCUGUGAUUCAGAAGCCCUCGUGGUUUUGACUGCUUCCGGCAGAUUUUUGAAGAGCACACCUUGGUUUCUGAAAGAUUGCCACGUGGUGAUUGAGGCGGGGAAAUGGUAAACCUAAAGCAGAAGUUGGUGCCGUCACCACGAGCCUGGUGGUGUCCCACUGCAGCGGAACAGUUUGGAUCUGUGCUGCAGGAGCCCUUUUAAAGUGGGCUCGAAAGCUGAAGUCACAUUUUCUUGUUGUCUCGAAUAGUGCAUGUUUUGCAGAGUCUGGUUAUCAUCACCCAUGUGACUUUCCAUCCUUUUUUUAAAAAAAAAAAAAAAAAAGGACAAAAAAUCAGACCCCAGGUUCAACAGGUUCUCAAUUUACCUACUGGAAUCUUUCGUCCUGGUGCGUUCAUUGUACAUUCCUCAUUUUCACUCAUGUAACCUGCCGCAUAUUUAAUUUUUUUUUUAUUAGUUGUUUUUGUUUCCAAUACUUGUUUGGGGUUUUUUGGUUUUCUUUUUGUUUGUUUGUUUGUUCGUUUUUUUACUUUUGUGUUUUCGUCAUCUGCAGUCUUUCAGACUUGGCAUUUCCUUUCAAGUACUUGAUCCUUCUUGUUCAGAGGCGCGCGUGUACAUAAUGCGCCUGCGCUGAGCUCUGGACUCCUGAAAGAGAACUGCGUUGUACGGGGCGUAGGAAGGUUUUGUAGGCACGUUGCAAAGGGUUUGGGGAGGGAAGAAGAGCAGCAGCUGUAGAGGGAAUAGCAAGGGAGUGAAAGUAGCUUUUGUAGUUACUGUUUGUUGAAAAUGAAAUGCCUUCCGUGGGGGGGCCGGGCUGGAGGCAGCCAAGAGGAUAUUGCAUGUGGUAGAAAGGUAGAGAAGAGGAAGCGUCUGCGGCGGAGGAGUUGGGGACGGGAGAGGUAGAAGUGUAUAUACUCGUAACGGCGACACUGCCGCCUUCUAGCAGUCCAAAGAAUUCGUGUGAGAAGCCAGCUGGGAAACUGCCGCGAAGCAUCGUAGGAAACAAAGCGGUACCAGCUCUGAUCGAAGCCAAAGGGUUGCUCCCGCACUGCAGCCGAGAGUGGCGGGGUGAGGACGGCGAUCCCACGCCACCCCUCCUCGAGCCUUGCAGUCACCUGGCUGUGAGGGUUCCUGUCCCUCGCGCCAGUAGUGCGGGAGGUGGGAGGAAGGUGUACAUAGACACAAAGCCGUGUGGUUCUCUGUAAAUGUCUUGUACAGUUUCGAUUGCCAAGUACAAUUAAAUUUGUGACAGCC
Cygnus atratus (black swan) is the source of this 2778-nucleotide messenger RNA. It is a transcript of the gene NET1, whose product is annotated as neuroepithelial cell transforming 1. Gene Ontology annotation, biological process: positive regulation of Rho protein signal transduction; intracellular signal transduction. The record is from RefSeq and is a predicted model, not a curated record. The transcript is spliced from 6 exons. Gene Ontology annotation, molecular function: guanyl-nucleotide exchange factor activity. Bases 135 to 1310 code for a protein of 391 amino acids. NCBI's taxonomy places the organism in Eukaryota, Metazoa, Chordata, Aves, Anseriformes, Anatidae.